AUGAGAAGUGGGUCACUGCAAACAGAAAGUCCUUGGCUAUUAUUAAAAGUGUUUUUGCCUGAGUUUAUCAAGGAUAGUAUUGAUAAAAAAGAUAUUGCUUCUAAGUAUUUGGCUACAAUAAAAGCAAAAGUUGAUGACUCUAAGAAAUCACAAGCUUAUGAUCUCAUGGGCAAAUUGACUAAGGAUAGAUUUGAUAGAGUUGGAAGUGCUAGAGAGCACAUACUGGAACUGGUUUCCUUGAGAAACAAGAUUAAGAGUGCAGGUAUCAACUUUGAUGAUGAUUUCAUGGUCACCAUUACUUUAAACUCUCUACCUGAGAGCUAUAAAACUCUUAAGACUACUUAUAAUGCCCUAAAUAAUAAUUGGGAUAUUGAUGAAUUGAUCAAUGUCCUAACCCAGGAAGAGGGAACAAUUAACAGGACCAAAGUUGAAAGUGCCAAUCUUACUUAA
Messenger RNA from Macadamia integrifolia, 450 nucleotides. RefSeq lists its product as uncharacterized. The record is from RefSeq and is a predicted model, not a curated record. The coding region runs from base 1 to 450 and encodes 149 amino acids. Lineage: Eukaryota; Viridiplantae; Streptophyta; Magnoliopsida; Proteales; Proteaceae. The transcript has a single exon.